CAGGAUGCAAGAUUUAUGUAUAUUGUAAGUCCUGGAGGGGAUUUGGGAGCUAAAAAGAAGAAAAAGAAACAGAAGAGAAAAAAGGAGAAACCAAACUCCGGUGGCACCAAAUCAGAUUCUGCAUCUGACUCCCAAGAGAUUAAAAUUCAGCAGCCUUCAAAAAAUCCAGCCAUUCCAAUGCAGAAGCUGCAAGAUAUUCAGAGAGCUAUGGAGCUGCUCUCUGCAUGCCAGGGACCAGCAAAGAACAUUGACGAAGCGACCAAACGUAAAUACCAGUUUUGGGAUACACAACCUGUACCGAAACUAAAUGAAGUUAUAACUUCUCAUGGUGCAAUUGAACCAGAUAAGGACAAUGUCCGUCUAGAGCCAUACUCUUUGCCACAGGGUUUUAUGUGGGACACUUUGGACCUGAGCAAUGCUGAAGUUCUAAAGGAACUAUAUACCUUACUAAAUGAGAAUUACGUAGAAGAUGAUGAUAACAUGUUUAGGUUUGACUACUCACCUGAAUUUCUUCUGUGGGCAUUACGUCCUCCAGGCUGGUUACCUCAAUGGCACUGUGGAGUUAGAGUAUCAUCAAACAAAAAAUUAGUAGGCUUCAUAAGUGCCAUCCCUGCACACAUUCGAAUUUAUGACAGUGUGAAGAAAAUGGUAGAAAUCAAUUUUCUUUGUGUCCAUAAGAAAUUGAGAUCUAAACGAGUAGCACCUGUGCUGAUUCGGGAAAUAACAAGAAGAGUAAACCUGGAAGGGAUUUUUCAGGCAGUUUACACUGCAGGAGUGGUACUCCCCAAGCCUGUGGCCACAUGCAGGUAUUGGCAUCGAUCACUAAACCCCAGAAAAUUGGUAGAGGUGAAAUUUUCACAUUUGAGUAGAAAUAUGACUUUACAAAGAACAAUGAAGCUCUACAGACUUCCCGAUGCCACAAAGACUUCAGGUUUGAGACCAAUGGAACAAAAAGAUAUUAAAGCAGUGCAAGAAUUAAUCAACAGUUAUUUGAAGCAAUUUAAUCUUGCUCCUGUAAUGGAUGAAGAAGAGGUAGCCCACUGGUUCCUGCCUCAGGAUCAUAUUAUUGACACCUUUGUAGUUGAGAGCUCAAAUGGUAUUUUAACUGAUUUCCUCAGUUUCUACACAUUACCUUCAACAGUUAUGCAUCAUCCAGUUCAUAAAAGCCUCAAAGCUGCCUAUUCCUUCUACAAUAUUCAUACAGAAACUCCUCUCUUGGAUUUAAUGAAUGAUGCACUUAUUAUAGCUAAAUUGAAGGGAUUUGAUGUGUUCAAUGCACUAGACUUGAUGGAAAACAAAACAUUCCUGGAAAAGCUCAAGUUUGGGAUAGGAGAUGGCAACUUGCAGUAUUAUUUAUACAACUGGCGAUGUCCUGGCAUGGAAUCUGAAAAGGUUGGCCUUGUAUUACAAUAAGAAGAACUCUCGUGUUUCUAGAACUCUGAAGUUGUCAUUUGGAUUGAUUUAAUCUACAUAACAGUUCUUGGAACAGUAUUGUUCAAGAGGAGUAAAAGCACAACAUCAGUAAAAUUGAAAUAAUUCAUCAAAUCUAAAAUAAUGAAGAAAACCAUAUCUGACCUAUUUUACACAUUUUGAAAUAGAAUGGAAAGUUCAUGAAACUCUUAUUGCCCAUAAAAAGAAUAAAAGCACAUUCAUUAAAUUUACAAAGCUUAGCUCGCACCUUGAUAAAAAGAGGGUAUUUUUUUUCCACUCUGUAGAAAAGACUGUUUUGUACAAACUGAACUGCAGUGGUGGAUUAGGGUAUGAAAAUCUUUGCUAUUAUGUGAAUGAACUGCUGCAUUUCUAUUUAUUAAGUGGUGUGUGUUUGUCAGUGUAACAGAAUGAAGGAUCCAAACUGAGUAUCUUUGCUUAUUAAAUUCAUAUGGAUGUCAUCAUUUGGGGUAAAAUAAUGGAGUAUGAUACAUUUGUAACUAAUAUGAAAGUCUUGGAUGUUUUUGUAACUGGAGCAGUAUGAAAAUGUGCUGGUUUGACUAGUACAUUUGUUUCUCCGUAAGCAACGCUGCCAAAUCAAUAAAAAUACAGAUUUGUACUUUGAUCUUCAA
Pelodiscus sinensis (Chinese soft-shelled turtle) is the source of this 2060-nucleotide messenger RNA. Lineage: Eukaryota; Metazoa; Chordata; Testudines; Trionychidae. The record is from RefSeq and is a predicted model, not a curated record.